UAAUCAAUUUAAUUGAAUUAAAAAUAAAGUUGGUCAAGCUUCGUAACGCGUAAUGCGAAGAUCUUAGGUGGACGGAGGGAGUAUUUUAAAACAAAGGGAAUGGAAAAUAUUUGCCCCACCAAACACACCCUAUAUCUAUUUAACCACGGCCCAUGGAAGCCCUUCUCAUCCUUAGGCCGCCGCCACCACUUCUCCCCGGCCGGCCAUCUUUUUUUAUAUAUUAUAAUGACCGCUUCUUUUGCAGCAAGGCUUACCCUCUCCCUGAGCUUCGUCGCUCUUUCCCUCGCCGGCUACUCCGUCUACCAGAACACAUACUCCGCCGUGAACGGUGGUCAGCUCAACCACGUCAUCCCCACAUGGCUGUCUGAAACGUUCGAGUCAGCCGGCAUUUUGGAGACUCUCGGCUUCUCCGGCCACCUUUCCGACCAAGCAUGUGUUUUCUCCGCCGUUAAAGAAGUCGUUGAAGACGCCAUUAAGAAAGAGACCCGCAUGGGCGCUUCUCUCAUUCGUCUCUUCUUCCAUGAUUGUUUCGUCGACGGUUGCGACGGAGGGAUCCUUUUGAAUGCCACUAACGGAGAGCAAAGUGCGCCGGCCAAUGCAAACUCGGUUAGGGGGUUUGAAGUGAUCGAGAGAGCUAAGAAAAACGCCAAAACCAAAUGCUCCAACACGCCCGUGUCUUGCGCUGACAUCCUUGCCAUUGCUGCUCGUGACUCCGUUGUCAAACUGGGAGGUGAGAGCUACACGGUGAACUUGGGAACAAGAAAAGACGCGAGAAGGUUCAACCUCACCGGAGCAAACAACCAGCUGCCGGCGCCGUUCGACGACCUGGCGACACAAACCCGGAAGUUCGCCGCCAAAGGUUUCAGCCAGACGGAGAUGGUGGCGUUGGCCGGAGCACACACGGUGGGGUUCGCCAAUUGCGCCGUCCUCUGCACCAGCGGCAACACUAACGCCGCAAGGGCGUCGGCGCUACAGUGCAACUGCCUGGCGGCCGGCGGGGGGAGCACGGGCCUGGUCGGGCUGGACCCCACGCCAGCAGUAAUGGACAAACGCUAUUUCGAGGACGUGGCCAGGGGACAAGGCCUCCUCUUCUCGGACCAGGUGUUGAUGAACGGGACGACGACCGGCGCCGCCGUGCGGAGAUACAGGGACGCCACCGGGGCGUUCCUCUCUGACUUCGCCGCCGCCAUGGUUAAGAUCGGCAACCUCCGUCCCUCCGCCGGCGUCCCGCUCGAAAUCAGGGACGUUUGUGGCAUUGUCAAUCCCACUAAAGUUGCAGCUAUGUGAGAAAAAAAAAAGAAAGAAAUAUUUGAACUAAAGAGCAUUAAAAUUUAGAGUAAAUUCUUAGAAUAGUCUUUAUAAUGAGGUGUUUUCUCAAUUCAGUCCUUAAUAAGUUUUAAUUACCUAAAUGGUCCUUUAUAAUUGAGAUCUAUUCUCAAUAUGGUCCUUUGUAAAUAAUGUUACUCAAAUGAUGAUUAAUUGAGAGAUAUUUUGGUAUUUUGAUCAUCCAAAUUUGAAGUAUAUUUUCAAAAUUGUCAUUUCUGUACAACUAAAUUUAAAAAAUAAAUUGACUAUAAAUAAUUCAUGAAUUAUUUAAAACUUAGAAAAUCUUUUAAAUUUCAAAUCAAAUACACAUAUUUAAUUAGAAAAACCAUUUUGGGAAAGCACUUCAUUAUAAAUAAUGAUUUUAAGAAUUAAUUCUAAAUUUAGCGAAUAAAAAAAUACCCAAAUACCAUCAAUUAAUCCUCAUUUGAGUAACAUUAUUUACGAAGGACUAUCUUGGGAAUAAAUCUCAACUAUAUAGGACCAUGUAGAUAAUUAAAACUUAUUGAGGACUGAUUUGGGAAAAUACCUUAUUACAAAGGACUAUUUUGAGAAUUUACUCUAAAAUUUAAGUCAUUAUAUUUUAGUGUUAUUUAAGUAAAUUGUUUUUAAAAAAUAAACUCCGUAAUUUACUAAAUAGUAAAUUACUAUGGAUUGU
Cuscuta campestris is the source of this 1981-nucleotide messenger RNA. Lineage: Eukaryota; Viridiplantae; Streptophyta; Magnoliopsida; Solanales; Convolvulaceae. The record is from the annotation of a GenBank genome assembly.